This is a messenger RNA of Peromyscus eremicus (cactus mouse), 1114 nucleotides long. It is a transcript of the gene Sertm1, whose product is annotated as serine rich and transmembrane domain containing 1. The transcript has 3 exons. Bases 465 to 788 code for a protein of 107 amino acids. The record is from RefSeq and is a predicted model, not a curated record. NCBI's taxonomy places the organism in Eukaryota, Metazoa, Chordata, Mammalia, Rodentia, Cricetidae. Gene Ontology annotation, cellular component: intracellular membrane-bounded organelle.
GAUCGCGCACCGCGUCCCCUCGGUGCAUUCCCUGGGACCGCCGUGUGGGCGCGCAUCGCCAAGGCUGGGCCGCCGCCCCACCCCAACGCCAGAGUCCAGAUCCGCAUGGUCAUCUGUUCCUUUCUGGGGAGUCACCACGCGCACAUUGACGGCUGGCAUUGCUCUGUGCUGUAUUCCCUUGAGUCGUCUCUCUUGUCUUCGGGUGGCUGCAAAUUCGGAUAAGUUUUUCCCCGGCGCUGAACACUUGGGUUCCCGGGAGGAGCUUUCUUCUGGUCUCUGUGGACAACUGAUCCCUGAUGCUGCCUUUGUUUAAAGACCAAGACAUUUCGUUGUGCUGCUAGUCCAGCCUGUGACUCCUGCUGCUGUUGUCAUGAAAAGGCAAUGCCAAUUUCAGCAGUCUUAAGCCCGGUGUGAAACUUUUGUGCGCAUCUACUCACACCACGCCACACCCCCCAUUUGUAGAGAUGUCUGGGGCUGGCCCUUCCUCUGGAUUUGCAGGAAGUGUGGACAAUGGAACUUUUCUGGAGCUGUUUCCCACGUCGCUAUCCACAUCGGUAGACGCGUCCUCGGGCCACCUCUCCAAUGUCUACAUCUAUGUGUCCAUAUUCCUCAGCCUCCUGGCCUUCCUGCUUCUGCUGUUAAUCAUUGCUCUCCAGAGGCUGAAAAAUAUCAUCUCCUCCAGUUCCUCCUACCCGGAGUACCCAAGUGAUGCUGGGAGCUCUUUCACCAAUUUGGAAGUCUGUAGUAUCUCCUCUCAGAGGUCUACUUUUUCAAACCUGUCAUCGUGAAGAAAAUGGAAGGAUAGUCUGAGUGAGCACGGCUUUGGUUUCUCCAUACAGAAGGAGCUGCUUCAUGACAGAAAUGACUGUGUUGGGUUGACCUGUGUUCCUCUUUCAUUUUUUAUUUCUUUUCUGCUCAGGAUGUGUUCCAUUUAUGAGAGGAGGAGCCAGCGCUGACAGAAAUGUAGGUAAACGUUGAAGUGUGGGAUUCUGCCCAAAGUUCUUGGCCAGCAUGGAGGCUGGUCAGCUCUGUGCUGGACGCCACAGACUCAGCUGAGGACUUCUGGGGAUGCUAGUUAGAGGCUCUUCUACACUGCCUCUUCCGAAGCCCUGGG